CAAUUUAAUCCUCAUCCCAACUGGCAUUUUUGAUUCAUUCUCACAAACAGCUGAAUGGGAAAUUAAAUAGGCGAGUCCGAGUCAGGACAAAACAAGUCUAAGAUUUGUGUCCAAAUUAUUCACCUAUUUUCUUUCUUUUUAAAUUCACUCCACACCCUCCUAUAUAUUUACAUUAACUUUUGUUGUGCGAAGUCCAAAUAUAGACAGACACAUUCCACCAGUCCUCCAUUGAGAUAUAUCAUAUGUCAAUAUCUACUUAAUUAAUUAACUAGAGAGAUGUAUUGAUAUUCAGCUAUAUAUAUUUACCUCUCUCCCUCCCUCUGUCUUUGUGUUAUUAAAAGGAAAAAAACCAUUGAGAUUAUAGCUUGUGAAACGGAGAGUAGAAAAAAUGAAUGUGUUGGCCUCAGAAUGCAGUAGUGGUUGUGAGUCUGGUUGGACUGUAUACUUGGAGCACUCUAAUUAUCUUUCUCGUAAUCAAAGUGCUUCACGCAGUAGAGAUAAUAAUUGCAAGAGCAAGCCUGAUUUUUGUGGUAAACAAGUUAUUCAUGAUGAGGAGGGGGAUGAUGAAGAAGAAGAUCAAUCAAUGGUUUCUGAUGCAUCUUCUGGGCCUCCACAUUUCAAUGAAGAUGAAAUUUACUUGGAUGAAAAAAACAACAACAAUAAUUAUGGGUGUUUUUAUCCUCCUCAAAUAUCCAAGGAUGCUGGAAAUUUGAAGUUUGGAAGAAAAAAGCAGCAGAGAAAUAAUAUCAAAGGAAAAGGUAGGCGCUCAUGUGGUGAUCAACAACAACCAUCUUUAUUAGAUGACACUGCUAGCUCUCCUGUCUUCAACUACUCCAAGAACAACUUCAUUGUGUCAAAUAAUCAAGCUUUUGGAGACAGUGUUCUGGAUUAUUCACAAGGUUUCUCAUCUACACAUUUUCAGUUCUUGCAGGGGAGAUCUGCAUACCAAGACCACUGUGGUUUCUUAAAAUCUACUCCAUCUGGAAAUAACCAGUGGUUUCAAGGGUAGCUAGCUACUCAGCUUCUGCUCUUUGUAUUCUACUAGUUGCAUGAUUGUACGGCAGCUGCUGCAUUAGUUGCUAGCUCUAGGAGUAGGGAAUGGUGGGAGGAGAGGCUCCAAAAGUAGAUGGAAUUUCGAUCUCAAAAGCGGUCUUGCAUGUUCUUUUUUUUUCUUUCUUUUCUUUCAUAUUUUUCUUUUACCUGUCAAUUCGAUAGGAAACAACCUAAGAGGAGAAGUUGGAAAUAAACCUUCAUGCUUUCAAACUUUAAUUGUUUUUAUUCGUCAACUAGCAGGUGGUGCAAAUGAGCUGGCAUUUUUUACUUACUAUAUAUACUCCUCCACCUUCUGUUCAACAAAUUGGAAAAAGGCUAAGCCUUUUAAAUUAGGCAAUCUAUGUGCAUCCAUUAUCCAAUGCCGCACUUAGUUUUUUAAAUGAUUUUUAGACACUUAAUUAUUUUAUUUUUUUUGGUUUGUUUAAGCUGAUUUGCGUUAUUCGAUUUCAUUGUCAUAAAUAAAUAAGGGGUGUACAUGAGAAGAAAAAUCGAGCGGGAAAGGGAAAUCCAUUUUUUAUGGAUCCAAAUCAUGCUAUUUUUACCAUGCCAUUGCAGUUCCUAAAAUAAAUCAGUUGGUAAAUAAUUAAGGAAUGAAUAAAUAGGCCUUAAGCGAUAAUCAUGUCUCCAUAUCA
This is a messenger RNA of Malus domestica (apple), 1685 nucleotides long. Its product is annotated as protein SOB FIVE-LIKE 5-like. The record is from RefSeq and is a predicted model, not a curated record. Gene Ontology annotation, biological process: cytokinin biosynthetic process. NCBI's taxonomy places the organism in Eukaryota, Viridiplantae, Streptophyta, Magnoliopsida, Rosales, Rosaceae.